This is a messenger RNA of Schistosoma spindalis, 1365 nucleotides long. Lineage: Eukaryota; Metazoa; Platyhelminthes; Trematoda; Strigeidida; Schistosomatidae. The record is from the annotation of a GenBank genome assembly.
AUGUAUAGUAUAAAUGUCAGUAACAACAACGAUCAGAAUACUACUAAUACUAUAGUAGAUAUAAGUAGUACAUUAUCUGUUCAAAUUAAUGAAUUAUAUUAUGAUGGGAAAUAUCCUAAUCUACCGUCUACUGAAUACACAUCAUCAUCCUCAUCUUCCUCUUCUUCUUCUUCUGCUUCGGGGUCAUCGUUAUCAUCAUCAACAUCGUUAUCCCUGGCAACAGUAUCAUCAACUUCAGCAUUAUGUUUUCCUACAACCACCACCACCACCACAACAACAACAACAAUAAUAAAUGAAUCCAAUUAUAUUUCAUAUGCUACUAGCGGUCUUCAUCAAUCUCGUCAAAGUUUAAAUUAUACAUAUGAACACCAAUAUUAUGUAAAUGAUAAUCAUGAUUACUACCAACAACAACAACAACAUCAUCAUCAAUAUACACCAAUCAUUUCAACUGUACAUACUACUAAUAAUAAUGAUAAAAUUAAUAGUAGUCUAUGCAUUCCUACUACUACUAAUACAACUACUACUAAUGAUAGUAAUCAUAAUCAUAAUGGUUUUUUUAAUGAAAUACAAAUUAUAUGCAUUUGUGAAACAUUACAACAACGUGGUGAUAUUGAUCGAUUGGAAUUAUUUUUACAAACUUUACCUAAAUGGAAUAUACAAUUACAUAAUUUAGAAUGUAUCCAAGUAGCUAAAGCAAUGAUUGCAUUUCAUCAUGAACAAUAUACACAAUUAUAUUAUAUAUUAGAAAAUUGUAAUUUCUCACCUAUCUAUCAUUCUAGAUUACAAAAUUUAUGGUUACGUGCACAUUAUGCAGAAGAAGAAAAAAUUAAAGGUAGAAUAUUAGGCGCUGUAGCUAAAUAUCGUAUAAGACGUAAAUUUCCAUUACCUCAUACAAUAUGGGAUGGUGAAGAGACAAGUUAUUGUUUUAAAGAGAAAUCUAGAAAUUUAUUACGUGAAUGGUAUCAUCAAAAUCCCUAUCCAUCACCACGUGAUAAAAGACAAUUAGCUGAAAUUACUGGUUUAACAAUAACUCAAGUAUCAAAUUGGUUUAAAAAUCGUCGACAACGUGAUCGUGCUACUGAUGUACUUAUAACUACGACUACAACAACAACAACAACAACAUCAACAACAACAACUGUGACAACUACGACAACAAUGUGUAAAACACCAGUUAUGUCACCAACAUCAGCUAAAACAAUGAUGACAUUGUUACCAACAAUUGUAUCUAUGUCAAAUGAUUCACCAAAUUAUCAAUUGUCGGCAAUAACAACAAAUGGAAUUAAUCAAUUAGAUAUUAUCAAUGAAAAUUUAGAUAUUUUACCAAUGAAUGAAUUGAAUACACAAUAUAAUAAAAUAAACAAGUAA